Messenger RNA from Monomorium pharaonis (pharaoh ant), 2339 nucleotides. RefSeq names its product probable glutamate--tRNA ligase, mitochondrial (gene GluRS-m). Bases 565 to 2097 code for a protein of 510 amino acids. The transcript is spliced from 9 exons. The record is from RefSeq and is a predicted model, not a curated record. Gene Ontology annotation, biological process: glutamyl-tRNA aminoacylation. Gene Ontology annotation, molecular function: glutamate-tRNA ligase activity; zinc ion binding; ATP binding. Lineage: Eukaryota; Metazoa; Arthropoda; Insecta; Hymenoptera; Formicidae.
CGAUUAAGUUACUAUGUAUGUAGAGACCGUAACUAAAGAACAUUUUCCAAAUAAGAUAUAUUUAAAUGUGAUUUUUUAUGUUCAAGAUUAUCAAAAUCAAUGUACUCUAUAUGAUUAAAUUUGUUUUUUAUGAACUGUAUUACUAUGUUAAUGAAAAUAUUAUCUUAUUAAAAAAAUGUUAAUCUUGAAAUCCAGUAAAAUAAUAAGUAUGAAAAAUAAUGUGCAUAUCGUAAUAUUUGCCCCUUUGAAACAGUUUUUCCUCUGGUAGGUUUUCGUAUCAUUAAAAAUAGUAGAGAUGUUCUAUAAAAUAAUAUGGUUACAUGAAAUACCAUGUAUUUAUAUGUAUAUUAUACAGUUAUAUGUAAUUUUUUCAUAAAAUUUCUUUAUUUUUUGCGGAUAAAGAAUGGACGAUAUAUUGUUCCAAAUUGUUCCAAUCGCGUGCGCGAUUCAAAACCGGCCGGAACGUAGGAGUGAGGUUCGGAUUGCGUUGUCCGCGUUAUGCUUAUGCUGUGUGGUAUGCACGACCUUGCCUGCAACGCUUGUUGUUGAUGGGAUUAUUGCAAGAUGCAGCGUGGCAUACUUCGCGCGACGAGUCUCCAGCUGUUGCAGAGGCGGUUCUUCAAAAAGUAUCACGUGAGGGUUAGAUUCGCGCCCAGCCCCACUGGUGACUUACACUUGGGAGGAUUGCGUACAGCUGUAUACAAUUAUUUAUUCGCACGUAGCAACAAUGGCACAUUUAUUUUGAGGAUCGAGGACACCGAUCGGACAAGGACGGUGCCUGGGGCGAUAGAAAAACUUCAGGAUGAUUUGCUGUGGGCAGGAAUUAUAUCCGACGAAAAUCCUACCAGAGGUGGCCCCGUUGGCCCUUAUGUGCAAUCAUCAAGACUUGAAUUGUACAAGGAACAGGUAUUUAAACUCUUGAACAAUGGAUCUGCGUAUUAUUGCUUUUGUACAGAAAAGAGGCUGGAAUUGCUGAGGAAAGAAGCGAUAAAAUGUGGACAGGUACCUAAAUACGAUAACAGGUGUCGGCAUUUUACCAGGGAUGAAGUAAAUCAAAUGUUAAAAAAAAACACAACCUAUUGUAUUAGAUUUAAGUUAUCGUCUACACCAGAAGCCUUUCACGAUAUAGUUUACGGAGACGUGUUGCAUGAUAUAACUAAAUCUGAAGGGGAUCCAAUUAUUAUAAAAUCAGAUGGUUACCCUACUUACCAUUUUGCAAAUGUAGUUGAUGAUCAUUUUAUGGAGAUAUCUCAUGUCUUACGGGGUAUUGAAUGGCAGGUUUCUACACCUAAACAUAUUAUGCUUUAUAAAGCGUUUGGCUGGGAUCCUCCUGUAUAUGGGCACUUGCCUCUAAUACUGAACGCAGAUGGAUCAAAGUUGUCGAAAAGACAAGGUGACAUAAAAAUUGAGUCAUUUAGAAAACAAGGUAUUUUUCCACUAGCAUUGUUGAAUUAUGUAAUAGGGGCUGGUGGUGGUUUUCAUAAACAGCUGGAGAACCAAAAUCUUUACAGCUAUUCAGAAUUAAUUAAACAGUUUGAUGUUAACAAAAUAAAAUUAAGCUCUGGUAAACUUAUGCCAGAAAAAUUAAUGGAAUUUAACAAAUUGGAAAUUGCAAACUUGUUGCAAGAUAAAGAGAACCAUAAAUUUUUUAUUGAGAGAAUUAAAAAAUUAGUGUUGGAAGCAUUUCCUGAAUGGAAAAAUGAUGGAAAUUUACAGUUGGAUGAUGAUCACAUAAUAACUACAUUAAAGUGGGCCCAAAACAGAAUAUGGACACUCAAUGAUCUCGUCAAAAAAGAUUUAGCAUUUCUAUGGAUUGUUCCGUCUUCUACAUCAAGUGUUAAACAAACUGGGUGUUCAGAUGCAAUUAAAUUAUUGAAUGCGGAAUUAGUCGAAAUUGAUGCUAAUAAUUAUAAGACAGAUUGGAUGGCACCAUAUUUAAAAGAUUUUGCCGAGAAGAACGGAGUUCCAUUUGCUGCUUUCAUGAAAACUCUGAGAAGCGUAAUGUGUGGUGUAAAGGUUGGACCACCUGUUGCUGAAAUGAUGGAAAUUUUAGGAAAAGAUAGAACAUUAUUGCGACUGCAGCGCUGUGUUUCCUGAGAAUUUACACCAUAUUGCUUAAUUGCAGAUUGAUUAUACCAGAGAGGAAUCUGAGAGCGGUCAUCGCGUCGUUUUAAAGUGUUUUCAUUCAUCAGCAUACAAAAUGUGCAUAUUGAACUACGUAGUCAAAUAUCUACGAAUCCCGUAAGUAAUGUGCAUGACUUUUUGGGUCUCUUCUAUGCUAUAUCUACGUUUAUUUGGUUCUGUUUUAUACCCGUAAAUUUUACAAUUAUAUGCAUUCA